Molecule: messenger RNA, 915 nt
Organism: Tetrapisispora phaffii CBS 4417
Lineage: Eukaryota; Fungi; Ascomycota; Saccharomycetes; Saccharomycetales; Saccharomycetaceae
Exons: 1
Coding region: 1-915 (304 amino acids)
Cellular component (GO): eukaryotic translation initiation factor 2 complex; eukaryotic 48S preinitiation complex; eukaryotic translation initiation factor 2B complex
Molecular function (GO): RNA binding; ribosome binding; translation initiation factor activity
Source: RefSeq, a predicted model, not a curated record
AUGUCCACUGCAAACUGUAGAUUUUAUGAGAAUAAGUACCCUGAAGUCGAUGACGUUGUUAUGGUCAAUGUUCAGCAAAUUGCUGAAAUGGGUGCUUAUGUUAAAUUAUUAGAGUAUGAUAACAUUGAAGGUAUGAUUCUUCUGAGCGAAUUGUCACGUAGACGUAUUAGAUCUAUCCAGAAAUUAAUUCGUGUUGGCAAGAACGAUGUUGUUGUCGUCUUGAGAGUUGAUAAGGAGAAAGGUUACAUUGAUUUAUCCAAACGUAGAGUUUCUUCUGAAGAUAUUAUUAAGUGCGAAGAAAAAUACCAGAAAUCCAAGAGUGUUCAUUCAAUUUUGAGAUUCUGUUCUGAAAAAUUCCAAAUUCCUCUAGAAGAAUUGUACAAAACAAUUGCUUGGCCAUUAAGUCGAAAAUAUGGACAUGCUUAUGAAGCUUUCAAAAUGUCUAUUAUCGAUGACACAAUUUGGGAAGGUAUUGAACCACCAACCAAAGAAGUUUUUGCUGAAUUGAAAGAAUACAUUUCUAGAAGAUUGACUCCACAAGCUGUGAAGAUUAGAGCCGACGUCGAAGUAUCUUGUUUUGGUUACGAAGGUAUUGAUGCUAUUAAGAAAGCUUUAAAAGCUGCUGAAAGUUUAUCAACUGAGCAAAUGCAAAUUAAAGUUAAAUUAGUUGCUGCUCCAUUAUAUGUAAUCACCACCCAAGCAUUAGAUAAAGCAAAAGGUAUUGAAUUAUUGGAACAAGCUUUAGAAAAGAUUAGUGAGGUUAUUUCAGAAUUCGACGGUGUUUGUAACGUCACUACUGCUCCAAAAUCUGUCACUGCUACUGAAGAUGCUGAGCUGCAAGCAUUGUUAGAGAGCAAAGAGUUAGAUAACAGAAGUGACUCUGAAGAUGGUUCUGAGGGUUCUGACUACGAAUAG